AAAAGUGUGAUAAUGGUAGUUGACUGACUUAGUCAGGCAAAGCGUUCGCGGAAACUUGCUAAAAUCAAAGUGACGCAUAGUGUUUUGGUUACACAAUUGCAUUUUCUUGUGAUUCUGUGAAGCUAUUCUUCAUCUUUUUCUUACAAACUAAGCGAAUAAAAAUGGCGACAACUGUGGGAGAAACUCUUCUCUCAGCUUCUAUGGAGAUGUUGUUGCAGAGUAUUGAUUCUACUGAAUUCGUCGACAAUUUUCACAGUACGAAGCUGGACUUUUCGCUCAUGGAAAAGCUCAAGACAACACUGACGAGGCUGGAUAUGCUGCGAGAUGCUGUCUAUGAAGCUGGCACUUUGUUUGACCAAAUCAAUUUGUUUCAGUAUCAAACCCAAACCGCUACAACUCAGGUGCUGAAAAACUUUUCUUCCCUUUUCAAACAGUUUAAUGGAUUGAUUAAUUCUAAAUUGCAAAAAAUAAUUGAGAAAUUAGAAGUAUUGAGUUUAGGAGAACAAACUGAUGAAUCAGAUGUUUCUAUCUUGGAUGAUGACUCUUCUAUUUAUGGAAGAGAUGCCGAUAUAAACAAACUUAAAGGUCUUUUGUUGUCGGAAGAUGCUAGUGAUGGUGAUUGUAAGAUGAGAAUAAUCUCCAUUGUUGGUAUGGGAGGGAUUGGGAAAACAGCCCUGGCUAAACACCUUUACAAUGAUCCUCAAGUAACGGCGAAAUUUGAGUUGAAACGGUGGGUAGAUAUCUCGAAAGAUUUUGAUCAUGUCAGUAUUUUUGAAACCAUUCUUGAAUCUAUCACUUCACAAUCAAUCAUGAAUCAUGAUAACCUUAGUUCUCAAAUUCUUAAAUCUGCGAAAACAAAAGGAAAUGACACUAGUGACAUCACUAGCAAUUACCCGAAUCUUCUGUUGCUAUCACUACAACAAAUUUUAAGCACUUCAAACUUUUUGCUAGUACUGGAUGAUGUGUGGGAUACAAAACAUGUUGAUUGGAUAUAUUUGAUGGACAUCUUUAAUGUUGGGGAUACGGGAAGUAGGAUCAUCAUCACAACAAGGGAUGAAAGAGUUGCAAGAUCCAUGCAAACCUUUCUUUUUGUCCACUAUUUGAGACCUCUGGAAAGUGAAGAUUGUUGGUCCUUAUUUUCCAAAUAUGCAUUUGGACCAUGUCACAACCAACAACAAUCGUAUCUAGAACAAAUUGGCAGGGAAAUUGCAAAAAAGUGUGAUGGAUUACCAUUAGCUGCAAUAGAAUUUGGGGCUCUUCUUUAUGGAAAGUUGUCUUCAAGUGACUGGAAUUAUGUGCUAGAAAGUAACAUUUGGGACUCGACAAACCAUGAGGUGUACGCUGCUAUAGAAUCGAGCUACCGUUAUCUUUCCACUCCUUUAAAACGAUGCUUUGCAUAUUGCUCUAUUUUUCCAAAGAAGGUCAUCUUAGAAAAAAAAAUGGUAAUUCAAUUGUGGAUUGCGGAAGGCAUAGUAGCAAUGUCUGCAGGUCAAGAAAGUAGGGAAAAAGUUGGAGAAGAAUACUUUGAUGUACUAGUAUCAAGGUCGUUGAUACAACGGCGAUCUCUCAAUGAUAGGGAAGAAAACUUUGAAAUGCAUAACCUCAUCCAUGAUUUAGCUACAAUGGUUUCAUCUCCAAGAUGUAUCAGGUUGGACGAACAUAACCUAGAUGAAAGUGUACAUAAGUUGUCAUACAACAGAGGACUAUAUGACUCAUUUGAUAAAUUUGAUAAAUUGUAUGGAGUAAAAGGUCUACGUACCUUUUUAGCAUUACCGUUACAAGAACAAUCACCUCGUUGUUUUCUAUCGAACAAGGUAGUACAUGAAUUGUUGCCAACAAUGAAACAAUUACGUGUGUUGUCUUUGUCAAACUACAAGAGUAUCACCGUGGUUCCCAAGACUAUUGGAAAUUUGUUAUACCUGCAGUACUUAAAUCUUUCUCACACUAAUAUUGAAAGGUUGCCUUCUGAAACAUGCAAGCUUUGCAAUCUGCAGUUCCUAUUGUUAGGAGGCUGUAAAAGGCUAACUGAAUUGCCUGAGGACAUGGGACAAUUGUUUAAUCUGCGCUAUCUUGACGUUAGUGACACUGCAUUGACGGAGAUGCCUGUACAAAUAGCCAAACUAAAAAAUCUCCAAACUUUGUCCAACUUUGUUGUCAGCGAGCAUAAUGAUGGAUUGAAGAUUGCAGAGCUCAGAAAGUUUCCCCACCUACAUGGAAAACUUUCCAUCUCACAGCUACAAAAUAUUAAUGACCCUUUUGAAGUAGAUCGAUCCAAUAUGAAGAUGAAAGAACAAAUAGAUGAGUUAGCUUUGGAAUGGGAUUGUGGUAGUAUGUUUCCUAAUUCAGAAAUAAAAAGAGUUGUACUUGAACAUUUGCAACCUGCAACAAAUUUGAAAAGUCUCACUAUCAAAGGUUAUGGUGGAAUCAGCUUUCCAAAUUGGUUAGGUGAUUUUUCAUUUAGCAACAUGGUGUAUUUGAAGAUCUCGAAUUGUGAUGAAUGUUUAUGGCUUCCACCCCUUGGACAGUUGGGAAAUCUGAAAAAACUCUUUAUUGAAGGGAUGCAAUCAGUACAAACAAUUGGUACUGAGUUCUAUGGAAGUGAUAGCUCUUCAUUUCAACCAUUUCCCUCCUUGGAGAUUCUACACUUUGACGAUAUGCAGGAGUGGGAUGAAUGGAACUUAACUGGAGGUACGUCUACAAAGUUUCCUAGUCUCAAAACUUUAUCACUAAGUAAGUGCCCGAAACUGAGAAUAGGAAAUAUACCUGAAAAAUUCCCUUCCUUAACUGAACUUGAAUUAAGAGAAUGUGCUCUACCAAUGCAAUCAAUGCCAUCAUCAAAUCUUGUAUUAAGGCAACUAAUGUUCCCUCCAAAUUCUCUUCAACAACUGACUAUAGACGGAUUUCCGUCACUCAUGUCUUUCCCAACCGAUAGUCUACCCAAGACCUUGAAGUUUCUCAGAAUCAAUAAUUGUGAGAAUCUUGAGUUCCUUCCUCAUGAAUACUUGAACAACUACACGUCGCUUGAGGAAUUAAAAAUAUCUUAUAGUUGUAAUUCAAUGAUAUCAUUUACCUUAGGCGCUCUCCCUGUCCUUAAGAGUCUAUUUCUUGAGGGUUGUAAAAAUUUGAAGUCAAUAUUAAUUGCAGAAGACACAUCGCAAAAGAGUCUCUCGGUUCUUAAAUGCCUCAAAAUAUGGGAUUGUAAUGAACUGGAGUCAUUUCCCCCAGGUGGAUUGGCCACUCCAAACCUCAUUUAUUUUGCAGUGUGGAAGUGUGAGAAGCUUCUUUCACUACCUGAAGCAAUGCACACUCUAACUGAUCUUCAAGAAAUGGAAAUUGACAAUCUACCAAAUCUUCAAUCUUUUGUCAUAAAUGAUUUACCUAAUGCUUUGCGAGAACUUACUGUUGGCUCUGUUGGUGGGAUUACGUGGAAUAUUGAGCAGACUUGGGAACAUCUCACUUGUCUUUCAGUGUUGCGAAUUAACGGCGAUGGUAUGGUGAAAACGUUGAUGGGGCCAUUGCUACCUGCAUCGCUUGUGACAUUAUGCAUUUGUGGUCUUAAUGAUACAAGCAUUGAUGAAAAGUGGCUUCAACAUCUCACUUCUCUCCAAAACCUUGAGAUUCUUAACGCACCCAAACUCAAGUCGUUGCCAAAGAAAGGAUUGCUUUCCUCUCUUUUGGUACUAAGUAUGACUCGCUGUCCAUUACUGGUAGCAAGGUUACAGAAGAAGAGAGGGAAAGAGUGGCGUAAGAUUGCUCACAUUCCUGCCAUAAUUAUUGACGAUGAAUUGAUACCAUAAGUUUCAUGUCUAGUAUUAAAUUCUGUGUCAUCCCUGCUUCUGCCCAAUCUUGCUGUUGUGAGAAGCCAAAUUUUUAUGCAUGAACUGCAACCAUAUCCAGUAAAUGUUUUACUGAUCAGGAGCACUUGGAGAGAAAUGGAAAAACCUGUCAGCGGAGGAGAAGGAACCGUACUAGCAAAAAGCCCAAGCGGAUAAAAAGCGUUACAAGGAUGAGAUUAGUGGCUACAAAAAUCCUCAACCAAUGAAUAUUGAUUCAGGAAGGCUUCGAAUUGGUUUCUGGCAUGUUUGCAGAUCUACCAAGGGAUAUACAAAUGUGUUUUGCCAUAAGGAAGGCUUCGAAUUGGUUUCUGGCUACUGUUUGAAAAUGUAAAUGAAAGCAUCAAUUCAUCUAGCAUUAUUGAUACAUGUUAGUUGCAACCAUGAAAUCUAACACAGUAGAUUUCACUGCCAUGUACAACUAACUACCUUUAGAAUAAUAGUUGAGUGCUCUAGAAUAAAGAUAUAUUUAGAAUAGGCAACAGUUAUCACUGUGGUUUAUCAUGCUGAACAGAUUAAUUAUAUGUCGAUGUUAUCCAUAUCAUAUAGUGUUUGCCUGAGAUUUUGCACUA
Messenger RNA from Lathyrus oleraceus (garden pea), 4405 nucleotides. Its product is annotated as putative disease resistance protein At3g14460. The coding region runs from base 162 to 3797 and encodes 1211 amino acids. NCBI's taxonomy places the organism in Eukaryota, Viridiplantae, Streptophyta, Magnoliopsida, Fabales, Fabaceae. Gene Ontology annotation, molecular function: ADP binding. The record is from RefSeq and is a predicted model, not a curated record. The transcript is spliced from 3 exons.